This is a messenger RNA of Meloidogyne enterolobii, 348 nucleotides long. The record is from the annotation of a GenBank genome assembly. NCBI's taxonomy places the organism in Eukaryota, Metazoa, Nematoda, Chromadorea, Rhabditida, Meloidogynidae.
AUGCCGCUUGAGAAUUUGGCUAAAGUUUUGGGACCUACAGUUGUUGGAACAGCAUCAAAAUUGACACAUUUGCAGCAACAAGCUGGUGGUACUGAUUGUCAUUCUCAUCAUUAUAUGGAAGCAAGCAAACAAGUGGAAAUUUUAUAUGCUCUUCUAACACUUGACAAUAAUUACUGGACAGCUUUUUACAAUUGGCAACCAGGCAAUCAAGUAAUGCUUCAGAACAAUCAAGGUUAUCUUGGAAGUAGUAAUACUCCACAAGGGACUUGCGCUACAAUAAAACGACGUCCGCCAAUUAAUCAACGUUAUGGCGAGUCUGUUAAUGAACCUCAUCGGCAAAUGUAUUGA